Molecule: messenger RNA, 1126 nt
Organism: Spea bombifrons (plains spadefoot toad)
Lineage: Eukaryota; Metazoa; Chordata; Amphibia; Anura; Pelobatidae
Gene: POU6F2
Product: POU class 6 homeobox 2
Exons: 5
Coding region: 1-1077 (358 amino acids)
Biological process (GO): regulation of transcription by RNA polymerase II
Molecular function (GO): DNA-binding transcription factor activity, RNA polymerase II-specific; RNA polymerase II cis-regulatory region sequence-specific DNA binding
Source: RefSeq, a predicted model, not a curated record
AUGAGGCCAGCACCGCUGACGACGAUUAUUGGGACCAUUCCCCUCAUGCCAAAUGCCUUGUCAUCAAAUCAAGCUGGAGGAGGAGGAGCUCAGGGACUUCAAGUACAGCCAAUAACUCCACAACUGCUAACCAAUGCCCAGGGUCAAAUCAUUGCCACCGUGAUAGGGAAUCAGAUUCUCCCAGUGAUCAACACCCAGGGAAUAACACUGUCACCCCUCAAACCUGGACAACAGCUUCAUCAGCCAGCACAAACACCAGUAGGCCAGGCAACAUCACAAGCCAACCUUCUUCACUUAGCUCACAACCAAGCAUCUUUAUCGCAAAGUCCUGUCCGUCAAGCAUCUUCUUCUUCUUCCUCAUCUUCUUCCUCUUCAGCUUUGAGCGUUGGACAAUUAGUCAGCAACCCACAGACUGCCAGCGGUGAGGUGGAUGGAGUAAAUCUGGAAGAAAUACGAGAAUUUGCAAAAGCUUUUAAAAUACGCCGCCUAUCCCUUGGACUUACACAAACUCAAGUGGGGCAGGCAUUAAGUGCAACAGAAGGCCCGGCCUAUAGUCAAUCUGCCAUCUGCAGACACACCAUCCUGAGAAGCCACUUUUUCCUACCACAGGAAGCCCAAGAGAACAAUAUAGCUAGCAGUCUGACAGCCAAACUGAAUCCUGGCCUUUUGUAUCCUGCCAGGUUUGAAAAGCUGGACAUCACUCCUAAAAGUGCCCAGAAGAUAAAGCCAGUCCUUGAGAGGUGGAUGGCUGAGGCUGAGGCCCGCCACCGAGCAGGUAUGCAGAACCUGACAGAAUUUAUCGGCAGUGAACCUUCAAAAAAGCGCAAGAGGCGCACUUCAUUCACCCCACAGGCCCUAGAGAUACUGAACAGCCAUUUUGAGAAGAAUACACACCCUUCUGGACAAGAGAUGACAGAAAUCGCUGAGAAGCUUAAUUAUGACAGGGAAGUGGUUCGGGUUUGGUUCUGUAAUAAGCGACAAGCUCUCAAGAACACAAUUAAACGUUUAAAACAACACGAACCAGGCACAGGAGUCCCAAUGGAGUCUUUAACGGACUCAAUGGAAGAAAACUCUUAAAACACUCAGCAUGAACUCUGUUCAUCACUCUUGUAAGUAAAAAAAAAAC